Molecule: messenger RNA, 804 nt
Organism: Nymphaea colorata (pocket water lily)
Lineage: Eukaryota; Viridiplantae; Streptophyta; Magnoliopsida; Nymphaeales; Nymphaeaceae
Exons: 5
Coding region: 21-653 (210 amino acids)
Source: RefSeq, a predicted model, not a curated record
UCUUCUAGUAAGAAGAAGUCAUGGGUGGGCUUUACAGGCUGAUAAUAAUGCUGUACUUUUCUCUGAUCCUCAGUUUUGCUGCUCUUUGUGCCUUUGCUCUAGAAAUCCAAAAUGAUCAGGUCAGGGUGACAAGAAGCGGGAAGUACUUGAAAAUUCAACCUAUGCUGCUGCAGAGUCGUUCAAGUGGAAGGAAAUGGUUGAAAUCAAAGACGAUGGUGGGCUUUAAAACGAAGACAGAGACGGAGAAGAUGAAGCAAGCAGAUCAAAUGAAAGAUGGGCCUUCAAAGAUUUCAGGAAAAGCCAUGAAAGCAACAAUAAGCUAUUUGGGAGGUUCUGAUUCAGGAGAAGGCUCUUAUUUUUUUCACAAAAGAGAGUCUGCAAGUAGGUCGCACAUUUUGAGGACACUGAGCUCUAUCAGGAGCAGCCAUCAUGAGCCACCUCUCUACUAUCAUGAGUUCAGAAUUCGAAAGCAUAGGAAAUCGGCCUUCUCUGGAAGCUCUGCAAUUCCUCUCCACACCAACCCUACGCUGAGCGAGAGUGGCAUCGAAGAGGAGGACGGUUCCAUGUUUAACAUGGAUUACAAUCACUGCCCCCACCAUAAGCCUCCAAUCAACAACGCACAGCCUCGAAGUUUAAGGCUCUGCCGCCCCUAGAUGUAGAUCACCAAUGUAGAAAAACAAAGUAUGAUAAUCUUCUAUUUCAUUUUAGACUAUGGAUUUUCUUUAUUAAUAGUAAACGAUACAUAUGUAGAAUGAUAUAGGGAGUACAACAUCUCCACUCUGUUCAGCGUAGCUAAACAAGAAC